This is a messenger RNA of Phyllotreta striolata, 665 nucleotides long. NCBI's taxonomy places the organism in Eukaryota, Metazoa, Arthropoda, Insecta, Coleoptera, Chrysomelidae. The record is from the annotation of a GenBank genome assembly.
UACCGCGUAAAACCUUCGUUAUAAAAAGGAAAAAUUUAAAUAUCUACGUCGCAGAAGCGCUCUCGAAAAAUGUACCGAACAGUUUUGCUGGUGCUUGUAGGGCUUUUGUCGCAAAGCGGGCUCUCCGUGCCUGUACAAAAAUUCGAUCCUUCUCUCGAAGAAGAAAUUUUAGAAGUGGAGCCCCUGGAAGUUGCAGAAAUACACGACAACGCCACCAAUUCCACCAAAGACCUAUUCAUCAUAAGAACAGUUAUAUACGAAAUAGGAGUGUUAACAGACGCUGGAAACGACACAGACUUCGAUAAUAAAACUCACGAGCAAAUCGACUUAUCGUUCUUCGAUCCGGACAGCAACGACACCUUCGUAGAUUUAUCCAACAUCCCGAUUCCUGUACAAACGAACGUCAGCGGCGUUUCCAUAACGGGCAUAAUCCCGGCGAAUUUCGGAAAUCUAGCGCUCACUGAAGAGGGUAAACCGAAUUUAGAGAAUUCCAGUUUACCAUUGUUCCCGAACAAACAAGUAAAAGUCACCCACAAUUACACCACUUACGACUCCGAUAAGGCUUCGUCGAUACUGGAAUUGCUGGGAUUGAAGCAUCCCGAUCGCAGCGAAGAAUGGGAGAAACGACUGGAGACGGUCGAUACCGAAGAAAUCGAAUAAAUGUA